UGACGUGUUAGAACGUAAAAUACUUUAUGUUAAAGGUUCUAUAGAAAAAGUUAUUAAUACUUUAUGAUUUUUUGAUACUAAUCUAUUAACAAUUAUUUACAAUUAUUAAUGUUUUAUCUUCUACAUAUACUUAAUAAUGUCGUUAAAUGUUUGAUAAUAUCGAAACAUAACAAAUUAUAAAUAAAUUUAUAAAUAAUGAUUGAAUCUGACCAAAGUGACAAAGAAACACAGGAUGAAAUACCAUCUUCAAAAAUUUCUGAUAAUCCUGUAGAUACAACUGAACUUAGGCAGAAAAGGUUACGCGAAGAAACCUCAGAGGAGGAAAAAUUAGAUUUACCUUCUAAGAAAUUAUGUACAUCUAUUGAUGAAAAAAUAUCUGAAAAUAUUUCAGAAGCAAAUGGUACUGCUGAAGAAGUAAAAGAAAAUUCAAAGAAUAUAAAUAUUGAUGAUAAGAAGGACAAAAUUAACUUAGUUUCGGAUGAAAAUAAAAAUGAAUCUGCAAAAGAAUCACAUGUUGGAGUAUCUGAUAUUAAAAAUAAUGAAAUAUCAAUUACUAAUGAUAUUGCAAAUAAAAAAGAAAAUGAGUCUAAUAUUUUAACAGAUAUAAAGCAACAGGGAAACAUACACUUAGAAACUAUAUCAAAUUUUAAUACAAAUAAUGCAAUAAUAGAAGAAAAGACAGAAGUGGAAGAAGAAAAUAAUGUUAAAUCAAAAAAGAAAAAUAAAAGAUUCCAAAUUGAAGAUGCUGAAGUAGUGGAAGGUUUGGAACUUUCUGUAGAGUGUGCUAGUGAUAAAGAAUCUUCAAGUUCUUCUGAAAGUGAAAGUGGAAAAGAUAAACAACUUAAGCCAAAAACCAUAAUUGUAAAAGCAAAACCUAAUGAUUCAGAACUUGAUGUUAGUUCUUCUGAAGCAGAUAAAUCAGAUUCACAAGAGACAUUUGAAAUUAAACCUAAACAAACUGGAAAGAAAGAGAAAAAAAGAGGUAGGACUUCUUUCAGCAAAACAAAAAAUACUGACUCUGAAGAAAAUAAUGAUGAUAUUUCCGAUGAAGAUUAUAGUCCAAAAACUAAGAAGAAACUCAAGAAAGCAGGAGCAAAUAAAAAAUUUACAAAAUCAGCCACAGAAUCAAAAAAGGGGGGAGGUAGAGCAAGAAAGAAAGUUAAGAAACCCGUUGAAGAUAUGGAUGGUGAAGAUGAAAAUUCUAAUAUAACAGAGGAUCUAAAGUCAGAAGAGAAUACAUUUGAUAGAAAAUCUGUGAAAAGCAAAAGUGAAAAUGAAAGUGACAGUGAAGAUGAUUCUCAAAAUGAAAAAAGUAAAACCAAAAAACCUGAAGAUAACAGAAGAAUACAAUUGUUAAAAAAAUAUAUUAGACUUGCUGGAAUACAUGUAAAAUCUUAUAAUGAUCUUUGGACUAAUUGUAAAUCAAAUACUGCUAAAGUAAGAUGUCUUAGAGAGUUAUUAGCAAAAAAUGGAAUUAAUGGCAGACCAACCGUAGAAAAAUGUAAAAAAGCCAAAGAAAAAAAUGAAAGCCUUAAGGAUGUUGCUGAGUUAAAUACUAGCAAUAUUAUUUCAGAAGGACGUGUUACACGUGCUCAGAGAAAUAAGGAAUCAACAAAAACACCAGAAACGCCUACAAAACAUCGUGAAGCACGCAGUUCAUUUAAAAGAGUUUUAACCGUUGUUGACAGUGAUUCAGAAUGAAGUAUUAUGAACUUUUAACCCUUUAACCUACGACGUCGAGUUACUCGUGGUACGUCCUUCGUGCUACAUGUGACAAACAUUUCUUUUUCUUGGCCGCAUUCAGACGUGUAGGUAUAUUUUUUUGAAAAAUAUUAGAAAGAUAUCCUUAAAAAUCGUGUCCACGAUCAAUUGGUAGUAAUAAUUUAUCAAAUAUCUUGUAACAUAAACUUCGAACGCUCGGACAGAUCGUGAAAGGGCUCGACGUCUGACCGACCCUGCCGAUGGUUACAGUACGCAUUGUUGGAACUUAAAUUGUAGGGCAAAGGGUUAAAGAAAUUUGUAAAACAUCAAUAUUAUUUGUUUACUUACCUUCUGUGGUAAGUAUAUAUGUCAUAUUUAUUUUCUUAAAAAGAAAAA
Molecule: messenger RNA, 2097 nt
Organism: Bombus impatiens (common eastern bumble bee)
Lineage: Eukaryota; Metazoa; Arthropoda; Insecta; Hymenoptera; Apidae
Product: claspin
Exons: 5
Coding region: 196-1701 (501 amino acids)
Cellular component (GO): nucleus
Source: RefSeq, a predicted model, not a curated record